This is a messenger RNA of Aspergillus luchuensis, 6168 nucleotides long. RefSeq names its product protein kinase RIM15 (gene RIM15). The coding region runs from base 1 to 6168 and encodes 2055 amino acids. Gene Ontology annotation, molecular function: protein serine/threonine kinase activity; ATP binding. Gene Ontology annotation, cellular component: cytoplasm; nucleus. The record is from RefSeq and is a predicted model, not a curated record. Gene Ontology annotation, biological process: phosphorelay signal transduction system; peptidyl-serine phosphorylation. NCBI's taxonomy places the organism in Eukaryota, Fungi, Ascomycota, Eurotiomycetes, Eurotiales, Aspergillaceae. The transcript is spliced from 2 exons.
AUGGCGGGCAAUGGCACAGAUGAUGCUCAAUACCUCGCUCCUCCCGCCGUGACUGCCCUGCGGCAGGAAGCUCGGAGUAUCGAUCCGAGAUUCUCUCCUACUCGCUCCCCCAGCGUCGAUCAUAUGCGACAGGAACGCGAAGAUCUCAAGGAAGCGGCGGAACAAACCCUGAAUGUCAUUGUUGAUUUGGAUCUCGAUGGUCGCGUUAAAUGGGUCAGUCCAUCAUGGAAACAGGUCGUGGGCACGUCACCGGUGUCAAUAGAGGGGCGGAUGAUAUCGGAGAUUGUGGUCGGUAACCAGAACGUUUUUCACGAUGCUAUAGAGAGCAUGAAGGAGGAUGACUCCCGCAGUCGGUUUAUUCGCUUUGCAGUCCAUAUGGGCCCCGACUCGGUCCUGAAGUACUCGCCAGAGCCACGACCUGCGGAGCCAGAGCAUGAAGCCACUGAAGCGACCGACAUUGCAGAAGAAGCACAAGCCCCGGCUGAGAAGGAGGACCGGCAUCAUGACCUCCUUCAUCUGGAAGGACAAGGUAUCAUGGUGUUUGAUCGGACUGCUGACGGAGUUGGACAUACCAUGUGGAUGUUGCGACCGUUUACGGAACCAAGAGAAGUGACCAUCGACCUUCCGCCUUUGCUAGUCGAAUCCUUGGGCGUUGGAGCGGAAGUGUUGGCAAAUUACUUGACUACUCUGGCUGAGGCUGCUGCUAGUGAGCCUGAUCCUUCGAAGCAUCCAGCUCCAAACCCUGUGUUGUGUCGUAUUUGUGAACGUCAGAUCACACCAUGGUGGUUUGAGAAACAUUCGGAUCUAUGCCUACAGGAGCAUCGGGCCGAGAUGGAUGUUCAGAUAGCUCAGGAGAAUCUCAACGAGCACCGUCAUGCCAUCGUCAAAGUGCUAGAUGCUCUAGAAGCCAGACAAAGCAGGCCGUUGGUACUCGGGGAGAGCAACCCCCCGCCGACACCCCAGCCCGAGUACAAAGGCCUACCAAUUGGGCCAUCUCCAGCGGCCUCCGCACCGUCGUCCGGAUCAGUCUCUAGUGCUAAUUCCGCUCCUGGCACGCCGCCUCGAUCCAGAGAUCAUUCGGCUUCAGGAAUCGGGCAUACUCGCGCUCGAUCAUUCGCAGUGCGGCGUCCGCUAGCUCGCGUCGUUGAGUUGAUCCUUGACCUUUGUGACACUGCCUUGGAAAUCAACAUGCCUGUAAUCAAGGAAUCUCGCGCGGACAACAGUGAUGAUUUUCGGACGUUGUCUCCGCAGUCCGAAUCUCGUAUCUCGCAGGUUCUCCAGUGGCAGUCACCCAGCUCUAAUACACUAGAGCAGGAGCAAGGACUCGCGGCCCUAUGCACCGAUACCGAACAAGUCGCCAAGGCAAAAGUCGAUGCGGUUAUUCGCCAUAGAAGAAUUGUGGAGUAUGCCGAGCGGAUUCGCAUCGAAUACACAAUACUGGUAGAGGAGUGCAUCACCGCGGCUCUCACUAAAGCUGAGCGAAUUGCGGCGGGCCAGCUCAGUGACUCAAGUGCCUCAGACGAUGACGCCCCCCAAGACAACGAACCCGCCGUGACUGCAAGUAGCCCGAUAAUACGAGGGAAGCGCGAAUCUACAGCACCGCCUGCAAUGUCCGCUUUAACCAUGUCCAUGCGCAAUUCGCCCGACCGGUUCCAAUCCAGCCACUCCUCCGAAGGCAAAGCCUCAGUCGCUGUGUCGACUGGGUCGAACAGCCCGAUGGAAUGUCCCACACCCCGAUCACACAAGAGUAUCGCCGGGGUGUUAGGGACAUCGCAGCCAUCCAGGCGGGGUCUCUCGUUGAUAGAUUUGGAUGCUGGUGAUAACAGUGACAGCAGCGUUCCUUCUUCUGCUUUCCCCGGUGCCGUGCGAACCGACUCGCCCUCGUCCGACCGCAGUAUGGACAGAAAGCGAAGGAGUCUAGUCCUUCCAGGUCUUUCUAGCUCACCUCGCAGACAACAUUCUCCGGCCAGGGUAUCCGGGCCACAUUCACCAUUGCGACUGCCCCGGGCUCGUCUUUCGAGCGGCGCCGAUAGUCUACCGUCACCUAUAGUAUCUCCCUCCGCAAAUGCGAUCGAGCUGGCACAAAUCCACUACCCUCAUCAUCGCCGUCAAUCGUCCGCAACGUCUUCCGAUAUCGUAAAGCCUCCCGUUUCACCGCAUUUGUCAUCCGCCAGCCAGCCGCAACCGAGACCAGCACCGCCGUCGAUCAAGGACUUUGAGAUCAUCAAGCCAAUUAGCAAAGGUGCCUUUGGAAGUGUAUACUUGGCCAAGAAAAAAGUAACUGGAGAAUACUUUGCCAUCAAGGUGUUGAAGAAGGCGGACAUGGUCGCGAAGAAUCAGGUCACCAAUGUCAAGGCGGAGCGUGCGAUUAUGAUGUGGCAAGGCGAAAGCGAUUUUGUUGCUAAGCUCUAUUGGACAUUUUCCAGCAAGGACUACCUUUACCUGGUAAUGGAAUAUCUCAACGGCGGCGAUUGCGCUUCGCUCGUCAAGGUUCUUGGUGGACUGCCCGAGGACUGGGCGAAAAAGUACAUUGCGGAAGUAGUCCUCGGCGUCGAACAUCUCCAUGGUAGGGGAAUCGUCCACCGUGAUCUCAAGCCAGACAAUCUUCUUAUCGAUCAGACGGGUCAUCUCAAGCUGACUGAUUUCGGACUAUCCCGCAUGGGCCUUGUUGGGCGUCAGAAACGCGUUCUCAAGAGUAUGAACAAUGAGCCAGCACCCGAUCUUCUGAAGCAGGGCUCGUUUCCUCGAGCAACGUCAAUUACAUCUUCCAGAUCGGCCUCUUUCGAUUUUCAAGGCAGUGGAUCCCCAGGGUCCACACCAUUGAUCACGCCAGAUGUUGCUAGCAGCAUCCCCCAACCAUCUUACUUCAGCCUCAACCAAGGGGGCGGACUCAGUCGGCAGACUUCUCGUCGAGCGUCCGGUUACCGUAGCGAUAGCGGCGCCAGCGAGAGUCUGAAUGCCAUGUUCCGCACUUUGUCUGUCAACGAGGGUGGUGAAGCUUCCGGGACUAUGCCUGUGCCCGUCCCGGGCCAACACCACCAUCAGCAUCAACUACCCGAAGAGGAGAGCCAAAGCGAGGCGGGUGAGUCUCCUCACUUGUACCCGCUUCAACCCACAAUGAGCAAUUCCUUCUCCUACAGUACUCCGCCACAACAGUCAAUGAUGCCUCCCCUAAUGGCGCUGUUUGACCCCGAGGACCAUAACAGGCGGUUUGUGGGUACACCAGAUUAUCUGGCCCCGGAAACCAUUAACGGUGUUGGCCAGGAUGAAAUGAGUGAUUGGUGGUCCCUGGGCUGCAUUAUGUUUGAGUUCCUCUUCGGCUAUCCGCCAUUCAAUGCUGGAACUCCUGAUGAGGUCUUCGACAACAUCCUUCACCGGAGGAUCAACUGGCCGGAAGAACCUGAGGAAUACGCUUCCCCCGAAGCUAUUGAUCUUGUGAACAGGCUCAUGACCAUGAACCCUCGUGAACGGAUAGGUGCUAAUGUGGAUGAGAAAUACCCAAAUGGUGGAGCAGAGAUCCGGAGCCACCCUUGGUUUUCUGAUAUCAACUGGGAUACCUUACUGGAGGACAAAGCGCAGUUUGUACCCAACAUUGAGAACCCCGAAGAUACCGAAUACUUCGACGCUCGUGGCGCCACGCUUCAAGCCUUUGCUGAAGAACUGGAAGAUGCAAGCCCACCUCAACCGCCGUUAACCACUGGCGCAUACCCCCAAGAUCGGCCUCAUGAUGCCUUAUUCAAAGUCCGCUCUCAUGUAAACUCGAUGAAGCGACCGUUGAUGCCUUUGCACAUUCCACCUCACGUGCGUGAGUCACGUAGCAGGAGGCUGAGCGAGCCUACAAUGGCCGAUGACUUUGGCAACUUUGCCUUCAAGAAUCUUCCCAUGCUCGAGAAGGCCAACAAGGACGUGAUUCAAAAGCUACGCCAGGAGGCAAUGCAAGCACAGCAACGUCACGUUCCUCCCACCGGCUCUCAGCAACAGGGACACGCGCAAGGUGGCCAGGAUCAAGCCUCCACGCAGCCUGCACCGCCCACUUUGGAGGGCAGCCCGUUACCGAUGCCCCUACAGCGGACUUUGUCUCAAACCAAAGGCAACAACCGGCCUUCGUCCCCUUCAAGCAUGAGCCAGGCGAAUUCGUCUCCCAGUCGUCCCUCUCAGCCUUCGUCCCCGCUUCUUGUUCAAUUUAGCACCGGUCAAAAUCACGAGCGCAGAAAGACGUCCGGGUCAUCUUCUAAUAACUCGCAGUCCGCCGGUAGCUCUCAGCCCGCAAGUGUCGAUCAAGGUCGGAUGGCAAGUCUCAAGCACGGCUCCGCAUCAUCGUCUCCUAUAAAGCCCCCUCGAGCCACGGCUCACUCGCCUGACAAGACACCUUCUGGACAGCGCCACGGCAGUGCUCCCGCCUCACGAGCAAGAUCACAAACCAUCGGCUCCCAGGACGGGGACCUCUCAUCAUCUCUAGCCAAGGAAACGUAUGCCGUGGGCCAUUACAAACGCCGCAGCCAAUUAUUCGAUAUCUCGCCUUCCUCAUCAGACAAUGAGGAUCCGCGCACGAAAGCCUUGCUUAAAGUACAGCGCCGCCGUCAAAGCUCGAGGCGCAUGUCACAGAUCAAUUUCCCGGAUGGGCCAUUCUUCCGGCCCUUGGACGUGCUCAUCUGUGAAGAUCAUCCAGUCUCUCGCAUAGUGAUGGAACGCCUCUUUGAGAAACUGCGAUGUCGUACCAUUACGGCGGUAAACGGUAACGAAGCGAUGCGUUACGCUCUCAGCGAGGUGCAGUUCGACAUUAUCAUGACGGAGUUCAAGCUACCCCAGGUAACUGGGGCCGAUGUCGCGCGUAUGGUGCGGGAAACGCGUAGUGCGAAUCGGCAUACUCCAAUCAUUGCGGUUACAGGCUACCUUAAGGAUCUUCCAGAAACCCACCAUUUCGACGCGCUCAUUGAGAAGCCUCCAACCCUGACAAAAUUCACGGAAGCACUGUGUAGGUUCUGUCAGUGGAAGCCGCCUCCAAAGGACUACAAUCCUUCCCAGUCAAUGAGUGUUCCGCCUUCUACGAUACGCCAGGCUUUUGUGCAAGCCGAGCAUAGCCCAAGUUCAACAGCUUCGUCGGGGUUCGCGCAUAUGCCUUCUAGCUCUUACAGAGGAUCCAGUCGAGAGGACUCUAUCGUCAGCAGUUACUUUGGCGAUACGGAGUCAAUCAAACCAGAUGACGGCCCUGUCAUCGUGAGUCAUCACAAUGAACCAGAACAGGAUAGAGGUGGCCUCGGGAUUUCCGAAGAUGUGACUCGUGUACAAGAAGCGACGGAUGGCAGUUCCACAUCUGGCUCGGAUGCAGUGCCUUUCCCAAGUCUACUUCACGCGUCUUCAGCACCACCCACUGUUCAUACGUCUGGAAACCUUACACCUCGCAAACAGCGAUCCAGUGAAGCGAUCCGGGCAAAGAGAGAGUCGUUGGAACGCAAGCGCUACGAGUGUGCCGAGUCUGGCGACGAUGAAGAUGAAGAGCUCGGAAAUUCUCAAACACGAUCCAGCAGCCCUCAACAAAGAUCUCGUCGCCCUGGCUCUAAGCUAGGUAUAGAGAUGAUGAGAACCAAUAGCAGGGGUAGCGUUGUCAGUGGAAGCGAGGAACUUCUCAAGAGAGAGCGGGAGUCGUUGGAGCGACGGAGUAGUGGAGGUUCCGGCGGCGCCAGUGACUACAGCGAGGAACGCACUGGCACUCGCUCUCCGCACAGUCCAAGUCUGGAGAGCCGUCUUGAGAACCUUUCAAUUCCCGAGGAGGCGAUUGCGGGGUCCGUUGAAGGUUACAGCCCCAAGCAUUCGCCCAUCGUGGAGCUAGGGUCGAAAAUGGACAUACCAGCAAUCUUCUCAGAUCGGUCAACAUCACCGUACACGACCGAAGCUUCAGGUACACAGGCGAUGGAGGCCAGCGUCGAAACACCUAAACUUGGGCAUAUCACACCCCCUAUCGUUUUUACGAAAGACGGAGAGUCAGAACCCUCAGGAAACGGCCCGGAAACCCCCUACAUCAAGACUACCGGGGACAAUUUGGCUCCGGAUUAUGGUUCAGAAGCUGAUGUUGACCGGUAUCUGGAUGCUGAUGCCACACCUCGACCAUUACAUACACCUUCUCCCCAUCCAUACUUGGGUUCCACCCAUUCUCAACCCGACAUAUAA